AUGGCCGCCGAAGAAGAAGAUACGUCGUACAUCGAUUACGAAACUUUCCUAUCCCCCACAUUCUCCCCCUCCGAAUUUGCGAAUUCCCUCGUUCUCACAACCAACAACCCAACCGAUACACCUCUCGAUCUCUCCACCCCACUAUCCAGAGUCUUGUUUGAUGCGCAAGAAAUAAACACACACAUUGAUACCCUUACGACGAAAAGCGCAUUACCCCUCCUCACACAUACUAAGGAGCAAACGGAAUCGAGCGCCCGAAUAGUGCAGGAAAUAGAUUCACAAGUGUCAAGUUUAAACGAGGGAUACAAGAGAUUAGAGAAGGAAGUGCUGGUGCGGUAUGAGACUGCUGAAGAAGUCAAAGCUGUAGCUUCGAGGUUGUGGGAGACUGUACGACUUGGAAGAUCUGUGGGACGAUGUUUACAGCUAGGAAGACAGCUUGAGAUACAGCUGGCAGAGGUUGCAGGGACUGGAAAUCCUGUAAAGACACAGCAAAAAGAGGAUCAUAGAGCAUUGGUGCGAUGCUCGAAUUCGUUGCUGAGUCUGCGCGAGUUAUUCUCCAAAACGGGGCCUGGAGAGGAGGGGUUUGGAUUGGAAAGAGUAAACGUGGUUCAGACUCUGCAAAGCUCACUCACAUCACCGGCUGAGAGAACCGUUCUUACGAAAUGUCAGCAAAUCAUCAGGGAAUUCUCCAUGAGCAGUCUCUCAAGCGGUACGAACACCGCCACAUUCGCACAAACCGCAGACACAAAAUCUAGAACGACUUCCGCUCUCAUAUCACUUUACCUCCUCUCAAACACCCCGGAUACACCAAAAAGCGGAUCCAAAAAAUCAGAACGUUGGGAACCAGAUUUCCUCAUCCAAACACUCCAAGAAUAUCUCCGCACAGCACUCCAAUCUUCUCUUGCCUCCAUGUCCAGAGCUCUCGCAACUCUCCCAACCCUCGACCGAACCCUCCUCGAAGUUUCCGCCCGCUGCCAAAACAUCCUAGCUCUAGAAUCCGUCCUCUCAACCACCACACCCCCACCUCACCCUCUCCUCCCAUCCACCAUCGCCGCGCCCCCAAACUUUCUACAACCCCUUCUCUCUAGUCUCGAAACCGGCUCUUUGGCCUCGUACUUCUGGCGCACGUUAGCUGGGGGUCUAAGUACAAAGGUGAUGGAGAUUAUGAAUAAAGGCGGCGUUAGCGCGAGGACGUUAAAGAGUAAUCGAAACCAUGUGCGCGAUGCAAUUCGGGAGUGUGUGGUUAGGGGGAGUCAAGCACCAGCUGGGGUUGGGGAGAGGAAGGCGCCAGAGGGGAAUUGGGAGAGGGAGGUUGCUGUUAUGGUAGGGAGUGUUAUUGGGGCUUUGGGUAGAUAG
Molecule: messenger RNA, 1356 nt
Organism: Glarea lozoyensis ATCC 20868
Lineage: Eukaryota; Fungi; Ascomycota; Leotiomycetes; Helotiales; Helotiaceae
Exons: 1
Coding region: 1-1356 (451 amino acids)
Biological process (GO): intra-Golgi vesicle-mediated transport
Cellular component (GO): COG complex
Source: RefSeq, a predicted model, not a curated record